CUCUCAGUGAACACCACAUGAAUGCAUGCAUUGACUCACCGAUUGAAUUGACGUUUCGGUUAAAUAUAUACCCGUUUUGACAGCAUUUCACGGUUUAUAACAAGUAUUCAUCACUUCGUUGUCAUUCAAUUGAUUUCGUUUCGCAACUAAAAGUCAAUUAUUUGUAACUCAAAGCCGACGCCAAACGCACGAUAUGUUCAAAAAGUUUGACGAGACAAACGUCUCGGGCGUCACUCAACUCAAGUCGACCGUCCAGAAGGGCAUCAAGAAUAAGAUCGUCGACCAGUUCCCGCACAUCAAGGACUACAUCGAUGACAUCUUUCCCAAGAAGGAGGCCAUCAAGACGUUGAAAUGCCACGAGCACAUCGAGGUAGUGAUCGGACCCAAUGGCGAACACCUAUUCUUCCGGCAAAGAGACGGUCCAUAUUUGCCGACAUUAAAGAUCGUUCACAAAUACCCGUUCAUAUGUCCGCUGAUGCAGGUGGACAGGGGUGCCAUCACUUUCGUGCUGAGCGGCGCCAAUAUCAUGUGUCCGGGACUCACAUCCAAAGGGGCGAUAAUGACACCCGAUUUGCCGGCGGACUCAGUGGUCACUGUUAUCGCCGAAGGCAAACAACACGCGCUGUCCGUCGGUGUACUCAAGAUGUCCACGAAUGACAUAGCCAAAAUCAAUCGCGGGAUUGCCAUCGAAAACAUCCAUUUCCUUCAGGACGGCCUCUGGCGCAUGAAAACCAUUAAAUGAAAAUCUCUGUUUGUAUUAGUUUUUAAUUUUUUUCUAUAAAUUAAUUGUAUUUUUAACAAUAAAUUUGAUUGAAAUGAGCGAAACACUCGUUGGUUUGUUUGUGA
This is a messenger RNA of Oppiella nova, 846 nucleotides long. The record is from the annotation of a GenBank genome assembly. NCBI's taxonomy places the organism in Eukaryota, Metazoa, Arthropoda, Arachnida, Sarcoptiformes, Oppiidae.